Messenger RNA from Rubroshorea leprosula, 1901 nucleotides. The record is from the annotation of a GenBank genome assembly. Lineage: Eukaryota; Viridiplantae; Streptophyta; Magnoliopsida; Malvales; Dipterocarpaceae.
CAAAAAUGGCGGAAGUGGAGGGUCUGAGAUUCGACUCGUCAAUCAAACGGGUUAUUUUGAGUAAAAAGGACUGCUGGUUCGCAUCAAAGCUAUUUAUAUACAUAAGCAGUAUACAUAAGCAGAAAGGUUCCACAACUCAAAUAGUUGAACCAAAAGAUUUGUCAACACAAAUGUCUAAUCCAUUUGGCCUUGCGAUUGAUUUGAGUAAAAAUAACUUGGAGGGUCCAUUACCAGUAUUCCCUGUUAAUGUCACAUCCAUAAGCCUAUCAAAAAAUAGGUUCAAUGGGUCAAUUUCUUCUCUCUGUACUAUAAGUGGUGGGAAACUUCAUUUCCUUGAUGUUUCGCAUAAUCAACUAUUUGGAAAGCUUUCUGAUUGCAUGAUGCAGUGGCCAAGUCUAGUGAUUCUGAAUUUGGCUAAUAAUCAUUUAUUUGGGAAAAUUCCAAGCUCUAUUGGAUCGUUGUAUCGUCUUGAAUCGUUGGGUUUGCAAAACAACAGUUUCUCUGGAGAAAUACCUCGGUCUCUAGGAAAUUGCAGUGCCUUGCAAUUUUUGGACUUGAAUUAUAAUAGAUUCUCUGGAAAAAUACCAACUUGGAUUGGAGAAAGGCUAAGUUCACUAAUUUUCCUUCAUUUGAGAUCCAAUAAUUUCAGUGGAGGCAUCCCCUUGCAGCUAUGUUGGUUGACAAAUCUUACGCUGCUAGACCUCUCCAACAACAACCUAUCUGGAAACAUACCAUCAUGCAUCCAUAAUUUGACUACAUUAGCUCAACAGGAGAGUCCAUCCCAUGAUCAUUAUUUUAUAGAAACGUCUGCAAAUUUCAUGCACGAAGUAAGCUACGUUGACAAAGCAUCUGUAAUGUGGAAAGGAAUGGAGCGUGAUUAUGAGAAUGGAAAUCUCAAGACUUUGAAGAUUAUUGAUCUUUCAAGCAACAAAUUAACAGGAGUGAUUCCAGUCCAUAUAUCAGUUCUCUUCCAACUGGUUGAAUUGAACUUAUCAAGAAAUCAGUUGACAGGAAGGAUUCCUUCAGAUAUGGGGCAGAUGAGACAGUUAGAAUCACUCGAUCUGUCAUUGAACCAGCUUUCAGGUCAUCUUCCUUGGAGCAUCUCCCAAUUAAAUUUCCUCAGCACUUUGAAUCUGUCCUACAACUUCUUUUCAGGGAGAAUCCCAUUAUCAACCCAGAUGCAGUCGUUUGAUGCUUCUUCAUUUGUCGGUAAUCCUGCACUCUGUGGGCUUCCUCUAACACCAACUUGCCCAGAUGAUGAAAAAUCAGAGGGCAAACCAAAAAACAGAGACAUGGCUGAAUUCUGGCAAUGUUUUAAACUGGGUAUGGAACUUGGAGUGGCCAUCGGCUUUGUGGGAGUUCUGGUUGUGAAGUUAGAUCAUCCAUGGAAACAUCUCUGUUUCCUAUUGUUCAACAACAUGAAGGUCCGCCUCAGAAACUUGAAGGACUGCCUUUAUUUACUUUUAGCAGCAGUUGGUUUGCUGGUGAGAGACCAUGUAUCCAGAUUGGGAAGAAAGUUGAAGUUGUUCGAGCCAUCAGUCUCUUCCUAGAAGCUGGUAAAGGUCGAUACACAUUUGUAUGGCAUCUUCAUAACUUGAUUAUAAAAAGAAAAAGAAAAACAGAGCCAAUAACCUCUUAUUUGUUGUUUUUCAGGUUCAAGAUGUUUUAUGUUGCAAUGUGAACUUCCAGGAUGUUUUCUCCUCUUUCCACACCAAUAAGUCCAAGCUGAGCAGGGCAUUGUUUCUUCCUUACAAGUGUGUCUGGUUGAAAGGUCUCCUUAAAUUAAAUGGUUUAUGCUUUUUUUUUUUUUUUUUUCUAUCAUCUGUUUUGUAAUAAUUUGCUUGUAACUGAUAUGCAAUAUGGAUUUGUAUUCUGUAAUUUAACAAAGUCUGUAAUCUGGA